CGUGUGUGGGUACGAAGUGACGUCAUCACGGCGAAAUCAUUGCCUAAUAUGUGACUGAGCAGCUGUGUGUCUUGAAGCUAGUAAAGAAGAUGCUUAAAGAGGCAGGAACUGGCUGGGAGUUCUGUGACCUAAUAAUGAAUUUGUGACAGUAACAGACUCACAAAGUGGAAAAAAUUAAAUUAUGUGCUUCACAUUGUGGAACUAUGAAAAUCCCCAAGCUAGCCUAUGCUUUUAUAUUGAUGGUCUGUAUAUUUAUCUACUUCGUCUACACAAAAUUCUAUAUCACAGAUGUGCCAACAUUUGAAGAGAGUGACCUUUAUUUAGAAGAUGAUCGUGAUUUACUAUAUCCAUCAGUUCCUAGGACAUCAUACCAUGUGUUCUAUGGGAUUAUGUUUGAUGCUGGAAGCACUGGAACAAGAAUACAUGUCUUCAGAUUUACAGCAACUAAUAACGGGUUUCCCAAGUUAGCAAAUGAAACCUUUAAAGCUUUGAAACCUGGACUUUCUGCUUACGCUGAUGAACCUAAUGAGUGUACUCGGGGGAUAAAAGAGUUGUUGGAUGUGGCAAAAGCAUCUAUUCCAAGUAACCUUUGGAGGAGUACUCCUCUAGUACUGAAAGCAACAGCAGGGCUGCGACUGUUACCUGGAGAAAAAGCCAUGCAACUACUAAAUAAGGUAACAGAAGUCUUCCAAGAAUCGCCUUUCUUUGUUGCAGAAAAGUGUGUCAGUAUUAUGGAUGGCACUGACGAAGGAAUUGCAGCAUGGAUUACAGUCAACUUUUUAACAGGUAACUUAAAUGAUCCCAGGGACAGUGCUGGGAUGCUUGACCUGGGUGGAGGUUCAACACAGAUCACCUUUUUGCCACACAGUGAGAAGACGCUUCAGACCUCACCAGAUGAUUAUAUCACAUCAUUUCCAUUGUUUAAAAAAACAUAUACGCUGUACUCGCACAGUUAUUUAGGGCUUGGUCUUAUGUCAGCACGACUUGCCAUAUUAGGAGGAACAGAAGGUCAACCAUUAAAGGAGGAUGAAGAGCUAAUUAGUCCCUGUUUACCACCAGAGUACAAAGAUACAUGGGAACAUGCUGAAAUAGUUUAUAAAAUCAAAGGACAGAAAGCAGGAGAACCUAUGUAUGAAUCCUGUUACAAAAGAGUAGAAAAAAUGCUUUACAAGAAAGUGCAUAAAGUUGAUGACAUCGAAGAGGCUGAGUUUUAUGCUUUCUCGUACUACUAUGACAGAGCUGUAGACGUAGGCUUAAUUGAUGAAGAGAAAGGAGGAAGCCUAAAAGUUGAGGAUUUUGAAGCCGCUGCCAAACAAACAUGCAAAGCUAUGGAGUCAGGAGAAGGGGAGAAACCAUUCCUUUGCCUUGAUCUCACGUACAUAACUGUAUUACUGCAAGAACUGGGAUUUCCAAAAAACAAAGUUUUCAGACUUGCAAGAAAAAUUAACAAUGUAGAGACUAGCUGGGCCCUAGGAGCUACAUUUCAUCAUUUGGACUACUUACAUGCACUCUAAAUCUUCAGAGGAACUGUUAUCCUUACUCUUAUUGGGAAGCACAGAAUCUACAGAUUUCAGUCAGAUAGUUGCUACAAGUGAUUUUUACAAUCCACACUUUGUAUAGUGAGUUAUCUGGUUGAAUCAUAAAUGUUCCACUUGCUGUAGGUAUUUCAGUGCCAUAAGAAUGGAAGGCUAAAUAAAGUGAGCUUCUACAUUGCAACACAGUAGCUACAAAUUAUGAGUGUGUGUCUCAUCUGCAUUUAUACUUCUGUAUCUAGUUCAGAUUGAGAUGACAGGUGAAUUCAUUUUAUACACCUGAACAUGGGUCUACUUCUAAAUGUCGACUUUCUUAUGGUGAAGACCAUAAGAUUGAAGUUUUGAAACUUUGUGCUAUUUAAAUACAGACCACCGUACAGCAUGGAACAAUAUAUUUACAGUUUUCCUCACUGUAGUGCGAUCUCAGAGUUGGUAUAUUUAAUUAGCAGGGGGGUGGGGGUACAGGGGGCUUGCCCCCCUGCAAAAACAUAAAAAAGGUUGUUUUUAUUUAUUUAUUUUUUUAUUUAAAUUUCAAAGUUUUAAAACUUUGAUCUCAUGGUCUCGACCAUAAGAAAGUUGACAUUUUGAAACUUCCAAAAUUUAGAAGUAAACCUCUGAACAUUUCAUUGUCCUUUUUGAAUGCCCACAUUGAUACAACCUUCAGGGAACUGAUUUUCAUUUUUUUCCUUUUUUAAGUAGUAGCUUAUUUGUUUCCUGACGGUUUUGUUGGGAUAAAUUGUUUUCCAGACUGAUUUCUCCAUGGUUUGCUGAUGUAAGAGUCAGAGAGUUUCUGAUGAAUACACUGUCCAUCAAAUCUAGGUAUUGAAGUAUGUUUUAUUUAAGUUGUAUUGGGCUGAGGAAGUUGUUUUAAAAAGUAUCAUGUUUUGAAAUGAGAUCUUUUAAUACAAAGGGUUUGAUGUGUCUGUUAUAGCAAGUAAUUAAGGUUUGAUGCGUCUGUUAUGGCAAGUAAUUUGAGCUUUGUCUUGAACUAUUUGUCUCAUAAAUGCGCAUGAUUGAACUGCAGUGUGCUAAAAACUGAAAAUUGUCACUUAAACAAAUCCCAUUUUUGUUUUAUGUGAAGAGAUGGUUUCCACAAGACUGAGUAAUUCAAAUGAGUACAAAAUGGCAUUGCUGGUUUCUACACCAUCUAUAAUAGGAAUGUUGUAUAUGCAUAUGUAUAAGAUGUUUUCUUAUGUAAGCAUAAUCCUCAGCAAUUUCUACAGGAUAUAGCCUAACUCCUCCCCAGGACUGUUGUGACAUAGUCAGAAAAAGAAAAAAUGCACAAUUCUGCGUAGAUUCUGCACUUACAAUUGUGGAUAUAAUCUAUAACUCUUUGCCAAUUAAGUUACAUCAGUUUAACAGAAGAAAUACUACCAGCUAUGUAGAGUGUCUUACAAUAGUUUAAUCAAAUAAUUGGCCACUGACCAUUGAUUUGUAUUUUCCACAUGCAGAUUGAUGGAAAAUAGUUAUAGAAACCUGUGUGCACACAUUAAUAUGUCUGCAUGUACACCUGAGUCACAUAAAAUGCUGAUGGAAAAAUGAUUACCAUUUGUAAGAAUUACAGCUGAAGAAUAUAUUUUUGAAAAUUACCCAUAUUCUGUUCACCUGUUUGUUCUCUGUAUGCACAAGAACAUUUCAUAUUUAAGAGCCCUUGUAUAGGAGUGGGAUAAAUGUAACAGUGCCAUUUACUACUUUAAAUGAAGUUAUUAGUAUUACUAUUUGCAAGUGUGGGCCAGUACAUUUCAAAUUCUGCCUACAUCUCUGCAUUGUGUUUGUCUGUGUGUACUUGAUUUAAAAUAUGAUAUAUGUUAAGCUGUUCAGGUUUGCUUACAGAUGGUACUGAAAUGGUUACUCUAAAAUCUGCUGCUGAAAAUGUCAUGUUUUCCAUUUAGUCAAAUAACCUUUGCAUUUGUCAUUUUGUUUCAGGUACUCAAUGUACAGCAAAUACAGUUAUUGUUCUGAAAAUUAGAAAGUAAUAAAGUCAGCAUGUUUACAUUUAUAAUAAUGUAUAGAGACACUCCUUGAGUGCAUACUGUAAGGAAUAACUAAUUUACAUUCAGAAGUAUUCUAAUUUAUGUGCCAAAUUACCCUAGUGUCCAGUAGUAUGGUGUGUUUGCUCAAAAUAUGUUUCUUCCUGAAUGAAGGCUGUACAUUUUUACAUAUCUUUUCUCUUGUUUUAAUGCAGAGUAUGACGUCUUAUGGUAUGUUUGAAAACUGUACUACAGUGGCCAUGUUACUGCAUUUGAAAAUAAAUACACCAGGAUGGUUCCUAUACAACUGUAUUACUGAAUUAAUGUAAUUUGUUGACUUAUUUCUAUGGUGUAGGUGGCACGAUCCCUUAACAUGGCAGAUGCAAUGCUUAUUAUAAUGUCAUUUUCUUUUGUGAAUCCCAAAAAUUGAAAUGUGAUUUGUACGAGCUUCCAUUAAAAUAAACUUGUGUGUUCCUACAAUUUGAA
Protopterus annectens (West African lungfish) is the source of this 3988-nucleotide messenger RNA. It is a transcript of the gene ENTPD6, whose product is annotated as ectonucleoside triphosphate diphosphohydrolase 6. The transcript has 14 exons. Gene Ontology annotation, molecular function: UDP phosphatase activity; GDP phosphatase activity. The coding region runs from base 204 to 1514 and encodes 436 amino acids. NCBI's taxonomy places the organism in Eukaryota, Metazoa, Chordata, Ceratodontiformes, Protopteridae. Gene Ontology annotation, biological process: nucleoside diphosphate catabolic process. The record is from RefSeq and is a predicted model, not a curated record. Gene Ontology annotation, cellular component: Golgi apparatus; membrane.